Messenger RNA from Chara braunii, 2229 nucleotides. Lineage: Eukaryota; Viridiplantae; Streptophyta; Charophyceae; Charales; Characeae. The record is from the annotation of a GenBank genome assembly.
CGGUGAAGUUUGUAUCAUCUGGAGGAGAGGUGUGGGGAGAAAAGUGGUCUGUUAUCCGAAGGAAGUUCGGGACGUCAACCGUCACGGGGGAAGAGACGAAGCUACCUCUAGGGAAGGCCAAACAACAACUCGAGUGAGGAGGCAUGUUCAGGGUGUCGCCGGUAGUGAAAACCGAGAAUGCAAGACACGGAGGGAAAGGGUAUCUGAGGCAGCUACUGGAGAUGCCACGAAAGCAAGCGGAGCUUAAGCACUUCGAUCUUACGAAGCUGGUCUUCUUGUACAAGUGCGCUAGAGAGUUCAAGACCAAGAUUACAAGAAGGACGUUGAAAGAGAAGAUAACAGCAAAGAUCAGAAACAAGACGGGGGUGAAUGUCAGAUUGAAGGUCAAUGUGGGGGUCAAGUAUAGCCACCGGCUAAAGAAGAGGGAGAUCCACGACACGGUUGUGUUAUGUGUGGAGAAGAGUAGAAUUCAUCCGGUACUCAAGAAACUGGUGCGGAACCGUGUGAGAGUGGUGCGGAAGAAGAACAACACGGUUGAACAGGUCUUGACCAACCACAGGAAGGUGGCUAGGGGAACGAUGGAGCCGUGUACGUGCAGCGGUGACCGGCUGCCGAGGGUGGAUGGACACGUGAUGGCUCGUAUUGCGCAGUGCUCAGAGGUUCCACCAUUCCUACACAAUGGAAAGAAUGUACUGCAAAGUGAUCUGGGCACGAGUUCAGCAGAAGUACAGCAAGGGGUUGUGAAAUCCCUAGAAGCAGUCAUGAGGAGAGAUCUAUAUCAGGUAGAGGCACUGAGCACUUUUCAGGAGAUCGUCUCGGACCGUACUAAAGCAAGGCCAGCAUGCUCGGAGGAACAAGCACGGGAGAUAGCGGCGAAGGUGAGCCACCUGGUAGUGGUCCCGGUGGACAGGAAUCCAGGGGAUCUAGUGGUCAUGUGCCCAUCGACGUACCACCAUGGUCUCCGGAUGAUGUUUAAUCAUAACGUCGCGUACCAGCAAGUACCGGAGACGUCCGAGAAACAAGUGUUGGGGCAGAUGAGGAGAGAGUUCAAAGAUCGAGCUCUCUGCAAGUUAGGAGCUUGGAAUCCAGCAGCCAAGCUAGGGCAAGCGUACGUUAUGCCAAAGCAUAAGGACCUGACAAGGUGGAGACCUAUAGCACCCGCAAAUGCAGACGGUUCAAGGACCGCGGGGAGAAGACUAGCACGUGCACUGAACUUCCUGCUGGAGAAAGUCCCUAAAGCUAAGCACUUCAAUGUGAAGGCCACGACGAUGCUGAAACAGAACUUGGAAGGGGCGGGAAAAAGACUGAGUAUUUUCGGAGAAAGGACGACGGCCCUGAUGGCUAGCUUUGACAUCAAGGAGAUGUUCACGUCGCUGCCACAUGAGGCGAUCCAGCAGGCAGUCGAGUGGCUGCUGAGACAAUGGGAGUCGAGAGGGGUGAGCAAACUUAGCCUGAGCAGACGGGGUCGAGUGGUGGCCAUUAGCAAGAAGAGCUCGGGACCAGGCUACGUGGAAGUCAAAUUCUCUCAGAUCAGACAGAUGGUCAAGUAUGAGCUGGAAAAUGCAUACCUUCAAUGUAGGAAGACGAUCCUGAGACAGGUGGUGGGGAUCCCUAUGGGGAAGAAUUCCAGACCCGCGCUGGCAUGUAUACUGUGCGCGAAACACGAGGUCGACUUCAUAGGUUCGCUGGGAGCAGAUCGGAGGCUGGUGCACGGGGUCAGGCUGGUAGAUGAUGUCACACUGGGAGUUGUGUGCGACAUGGGUGACAUUCGGAGUGUAUCGACAGCAAGGUACAUCUGUCAGAAAUUCGUAAGCACGUAUGGGGAGCAGCUAGUAGUAGUAAGGACAGAUGACGGGCCUAGCUCCUGGGACUUCUUGGGAGUCAGAGCUACAGUGAUACCAGGACCCGUCAGGUUUAUCAUCCGCCCCAAGCAUAAAAAUCAGGGGGCCACAAUUGAGGAUCCCCUCCUUCAGAUGCGUCCAGGAUUUUUCCUCGUAUUUAGAUAAGCGAGUGAAGGCGGGCACGGUGAUUGCCGCGCUUCACAGGAUCAGGCAACAUUCUAGCGACCCAGCAUCGGGGGUCCGAGCGACACUUUCCAUCAGCAUAGAGCUGGGGUGUCAGGGGUAUCCCCCGACGCUCUUCUCCAAUUCUCUGGCGGUGUUUACCAAAGCCACCGGCACGUUCGGCGCAGCGUUGAAGACGCUAGCCGAACAAACGGUUAAGUUACUA